Epinephelus moara (kelp grouper) is the source of this 972-nucleotide messenger RNA. Its product is annotated as E3 ubiquitin-protein ligase ARIH2-like. The transcript has 4 exons. The record is from RefSeq and is a predicted model, not a curated record. NCBI's taxonomy places the organism in Eukaryota, Metazoa, Chordata, Actinopteri, Perciformes, Serranidae. The coding region runs from base 1 to 972 and encodes 323 amino acids.
AUGGGAGGCAAACUGUCAACCAAACGGCAGAGGAGGAAACAGAGCAGAAAGCUUAUCACUGACCUUCUAACUCAUGACGGGCUGAAGGUUUAUGACUUCUCAGACCUGACUCCCAGAGGCGCACUGGAGCUUGAUGAAGAUGAGUGGACUUCUUACUCUGACGACAGCAGCUGGAUAAGCGAAGAAGAGGAGAAGUGUUAUGAUCCCCAGGACUCCACACUUCAAUUUGUAGACGAAGAAGAUGUUUUAGAUUUUUUGUGCGAUGACUUCAAGUCUCUCAGAGCAAAGAUGUCCUGCGGUCAUGCUGUCACUCCGAUGUCUCUCACGAACUGGUGUCUCUGUUUGCUGGAUGAGGGUGAGUGCAAAUUUGUGUGUGGCCAGACUGGCUGUGAUGCUGAGUGGCCCUUUGAGGAGGUUUGUAAAAUGGCUCUUCUGACCCCUGAAGAAAGGGAUUACUUUGAAAGGAAAAUGUUCAGCAACGCUGCAGAGACUUUCUUGGAUAUCAAAGCAUGUCCUGGAUGCCAGUCUCAUGUGAUGAGAGCUGACCUCCAUGAUCUCAGUGUCCAGUGUCCAAUGUGCACAGCAAGGAGAAGAAGGGCUUAUCGGUUCUGCUGGCAGUGUUUGAAGAAGUGGAAAGGUCCAGCUCCACGUUCAGACCGCUGUGGGAAUGCAGACUGCCAAGACCCACUGGAAAUACUGAGAAACUGCCCGGAUAUCACCUUCAAGGAUGUGGAGGGGGUCACUGGCUGUCCCUCCAUCCGUGCCUGUCCCACCUGUGGUGUUCUGGUGGAGCAUGACAAAAAGCAAUGUAAAGCCGUGUACUGUGUGCGGUGUAAGGUGAAGUUCUGUUUUGUGUGUCUGAAGCUCAGUGAAGAGUGCGUGGAUGGAGGUAACGUAUACUCAUUUUAUAAACUUUGCCCCAGUGGUGUCGCACCAAGACAGACCUCUAUACCUGUGUGGCAGAGGACAUGA